Cheilinus undulatus (humphead wrasse) is the source of this 2639-nucleotide messenger RNA. RefSeq names its product bone morphogenetic protein 10 (gene bmp10). The record is from RefSeq and is a predicted model, not a curated record. NCBI's taxonomy places the organism in Eukaryota, Metazoa, Chordata, Actinopteri, Labriformes, Labridae. The coding region runs from base 338 to 1822 and encodes 494 amino acids. Gene Ontology annotation, cellular component: extracellular region. The transcript is spliced from 2 exons. Gene Ontology annotation, molecular function: cytokine activity; growth factor activity. Gene Ontology annotation, biological process: BMP signaling pathway; SMAD protein signal transduction.
GGUGGACAAAGCCAAGCCUCGGCCACCCUGUGAGCGGAACUGCAGUGCAAUCGCAGAGGACAUCAAAAGGUGUGCAUGAGAAUAAAAGCUGUGAGAUUUGGAGAUCAUCAGGAAUAAACACUCCAGGAGAAGGCUCACAUCAGUCCCUGCAAGGGUCAACAACCCUGUUGUCUUCAUACAGGGAGCCAGAACUUUUACCACUGCAGAUAAACUUAUGACUGUUUUUGUUGACUCUUAGAUUCAAGGAUCCCAAAAACUUUGUCCCUCCACUGGUCCAUCUAAUUCACAAACAACCCCAAGGGGCAUAAAAUAGAAAACUGUAGAUUGUUUUUUUCUCAUGGCGAGGGUUUGGGUCUCUCAACUGGGAACCAUCUGCAGCUCCAAGACUUUGCUCCUUCUGUUUUCCACACUGCUGCUGCAGGGGCCUCUCUGUGGACAAAGUAGCCCGAUUACCAACACCCAUCAGAGGCAUCGUCCCGCUCCGGGGCUGGGUGACGGGCAUGGAGGGGUCGUGGAUCCAUCGAUGCUGGAGCAAGACAGCAACAUGAACAUGCAGAGCCUGCUGGAGAGCUUGAAGGAACAGUUCCUUCGGACUUUCAACCUGUCUGGUGUUGGUCCUCCUCCCUUACCAGCUGGAAGCAACCGAGAGGAGCCCCCGGAGUACAUGAUGGAGCUCUAUAACCGUUUUGCUAAUGACCACACUGCAAUGCCCGCUGCCAACAUAGUCCGCAGCUUUAAAAAUGAAGACUCAUCUCCCAGUGUUGUGGGUGCUGAAGGAGCCAGACGUCACCCACUCCUCUUCAAUGUGUCAGUGCCCCAUCAUGAACGAAUCACAGCAGCCGAGCUUCGCCUCUACACCCUUGUCCAGACAGACCGCCACCUCUACGAAGGGGUCGACCGUAAGGUCACUAUUUACGAGCUGGAAUCCCAUGACGGAGAUGAAAAUGACACUGAUGAGAACCCUGUACGGGGCGAUGCAUUUGCAGGUGGAGAGCGGAUCGAAUUGGUAGAGUUGGCCUCACGGCAGGUCUAUGGCACGGAUAAUGGCUGGGAGGCUUUUGACCUCACGGCUGCUGUUCAGCGCUGGCGUAAGUCUGACCAAGGAACCACGCACAGGUUGGAAGUGCACAUUGCUAGCAUGGCCACAGAAAAUAAUGAAGGUGUGACGAACGACAACAAAGAGAAGAAUCCACCUGAAGGAGACAUGAAGAUUGACACCAGCCCUGAUGAAAAGCACAAACCUCUUCUGAUUGUUUUCUCUGAUGACCAAAGCAGUGAUCACCGUGAUGACAAGCGUGAGCUGAAUGAGAUGAUAGACCAUGAAACCUCAAACAUGGUUCUAGAGAAUGACUUGGGGAUGGGCCUGAAUGAGCUGUGGGGGGAGCUUGGUGGGGACAAGGACAACACGGAUGAAGACUCUGAGCCUGAUGAAGAAGACCUCAUCCAAAUGCGCUCCAAUCUUAUCUAUGACACAGCAUCCCGCAUUCGUCGGAAUGCAAAAGGAAACCACUGCAAGAAACAAUCCUUGUACGUGGAGUUCAAAGAUAUCGGAUGGGACAGUUGGAUUCUGGCACCCACCGGUUAUGAUGCGUUCGAGUGCAGUGGCGUUUGCUCCUUCCCACUGACUAAGCACGUCACACCCACCAAGCACGCCAUUGUCCAGACUCUGAUCAAUAUCAACAGUCCUCAGAAGGCAGCAAGAGCUUGUUGUGUUCCCACCAAACUGGACCCCAUUUCCUUGCUGUACCUGGAUGACACAGGUGUGGUUACCUACAAGUACAAGUUUGAAGGCAUGGUGGUGGCCGAGUGUGGCUGCAGAUAGUCCACGAUUUAAGAAUGUUUCACUCUUUGUGAAGUCUUACAUUUGGAGGAAAGACUUACAAAAACCUGGACUAGGAGUUUAGCCCAAACUGUUUUCAACAGAGGAAUAAUGAUUGGAUCCAUGCGAGGGUUCCUGAGCAAGACUGGAAGUCCCCAUGAACUACACAUGGAACCAUGUGCUAGAUGAUGAGUGGACAAAGAAAUGCUUUAACAGCAGAACAGGAACAAGUACUUCAUGUUACAUGGAUAUCAUCAUUCAGACAGUGAAGAGACAAUGUUUUAGUAAAACAGCAAUGUGACUAAUGACGCCAGGGUAUGUCCUCAUGCCUUCAAGGAUAAUAAGACACAAGAGUUCCCCAGGGACCUUACCAAGCACAUCGUACAGCGUGUGCAGCCUGGUGGGAACCAGUGGGCCAGUCGCCCCCCCUCCCUCUACUUCCCCCUGACAUCUGUCUUCCUCUCCACUUAUCUCUGGCCUCCCCACUUGAUGCAAACAUUAAUCAGCACUUCAUGUGUCCUGGCGCAGUGACAUGACCUCUCUGAGGCAACCUGACAAGACAUGAACUCUCCUGCAGCCUCCUGAUACGUAGGCGCUGUUUAGGGCUCCUGGUGGCAGGGUUAUCAAUCUAAACUCUGUUUCCCACUUCGCAUGCCUCUUUUCCACUCCCCCGAGCAACAGUGAUAGCAAGGUGUGGGGGGUUGAGAAGCAUGUGCAUGCCAGCACUCAGGCUGAGCGAACUGGAUGCCCUCCCAGGGUCUUUGGGGUGGUGGAAUGGAGGAGCUGGGGCAACCCUUUACAAUAAGUAAACUAAAAUACA